AUGUCUAACGUGAGGGCAGAGAUCUUAGCGGCGAGUCGUUCGCGAACGGGUUGGCAGGACUCGAGGCCAUUGCCCGCCGACAGGAGACCAAUCAUCGACUCUUUGAGACUUAGUUUUGAAGACAAGACUCAUCUCGAGACCAGAAAAGAGACCGCAAUUAACACAUCCAUUACAUCCAUAACCACUUCCAACACUGCGGCCAUUGAUUGCAAAAAUGGCCGAAAGUUAGGAUCAAAAACUCAAGUAUUAAAUGGUAAUAAAGAGAAACUCAAAAAUGGAGAUCAUAUCCAAAAAGUGAGCGAAGAAUCGGCCAAAAAGAAUGCAAUAAAUACUUCCAAGUCUUUAGUUGUGACCAAAAAAGUCGAGUCCAAUACUAGUUGUGUGACAUCUGUGGCCAACAAAGGAGUCAGUCCUGCCAUUCGUCGCACAGAGAGUCGGGUUUCGCGCUUUAAUAACGCGAAAGCAAUCUUUGAAAAGCUUCAGACAAAUGAAACCAAGAAAUCGGAGGCAAAUGAUAUGCAGAUGAAUGAUGGCUUGAAUGGUGCCAACGAUGCCAACACUUUUCAUCCAAAUAAUGACACAAUUGAUGAAGUGAUUGAAACUCUGGAGGACUCUUGUAAUCAAGAUGUUCCUACACUUCCUCCGAAGUCGUCGACUGAAAUGUAUAACAAUAAGAAGCGAAUUGUUGCCAAAACUACUUAUACUAAUAAUGAUCACAAUCUCUCUAAUAAUUUACAAAUGGGUGACGAGUCUAAAGACAACAGUAAUGGCUAUCGAAUCAAUGAUUGCAUACGAAGACCAUUGAAUUUGUCGAGAAGUGUCGAUCAAAUCGAAGUUUGCGAAGACUCGCCUCCAGUUCCUCUUCGGCGUUACAGUUCAAUACCGUCGCAGCAAUUAGUUCCAGAUGUGGUCAGAAGUCAAGACGUGGAGAACAAACGAAACACUUAUCCAAACAUAAGUAAUUCAAAAGCGACUGAAAAGUUAUCAAAUUUGUCGGCCAAAGAAGAACUCAUCGAUAAAAUAGUUUUAGAAAUCUCUGACAAUCAGAAAGAAAUCUCGACUCAAAUUCAGACCAAUUAUCAAAGUCUUCCCGAUUUGAACAGUUGUGACACAUCAGGCAUUCCCGACAUUUUAGACUUCGAUGAAUGCUUUAAUGACGUGGAAAUGAUGACCGAAGAAGAGGCACAAAAACUUUUGAGUCGGAAGUCAUGGCAAGACUUGUUUACAGAUGAACAGAUCCAGAGAGAAAUGGAAGGCCUUUUACGGCCUCAUAAUAGGGAAACGGAACCAAUUGGUGAACAAAACUGUGUCGAAGAUCUGAAACAAUUGGAGUCAAACGGAAGAAUGAAUGGCGAAACGCCAACCGUUGAACUCAUUGAUAAUUUGAUCACUAUAUCCAAUGGAGGUCUCGAUGUCGAUGACAUGUGUGGCGGAGAAGCGAAUGCAGAGAAUGACUUGACCACUAUUCAUAGUGAGACCAGUAUUAUAUUAGACGACAUCGAAUACCAUCUUCUACCUGAUGGACACUUUUAUAUGGAAGCGCCGGGACUUCCAGACAAUAGUGACGACGAGAAUGAAGAUUGCGUUUCAAUGCUUUUAUGUCCGGUUCCGCCGCGAAAGAAGACAAGAGUUCGCUUUAGUUCGAAACCAAUGAAAGUUUAUUCCACUCAUUCCGUCGAAGACUAUGAUCGUCGCAAUGAAGACGUGGAUCCAGUGGUGGCUUCGGCUGAAUAUGAAUUGGAAAAACGUAUUGAAAGAAUGGAUGUCUUUCCGGUUGAGUUGAUGAAAGGACCCGACGGUCUCGGCCUUAGUAUUAUUGGUAUGGGUGUCGGCGCUGACGCUGGUAUUGAGAAGUUGGGAAUAUUUGUGAAGACAAUUACCGAAAGUGGUGCUGCAGAUCGCGAUAAGAGGAUUCAAGUGAACGAUCAGAUUAUAGAAGUUGACGGCAACUCAUUGGUUGGUGUGACUCAAGCGUAUGCGGCGUCAGUAUUGCGGUCGACGAGCGGAGUCGUCCGCUUUCUCAUUGGUCGUGAGAGGGAUAACAUAAACAGCGAAAUCGCACAAUUGAUUUCACAAUCACUACAAUCAGAGAACUGCACUGACAAUGGAUUCGAGGCACAGAAGGAUGUGUUGAUGUCAUCAUCUGAUUCGCCAACAAUUGAAGCCAAAGACGACGAAGAGAUGAACUCAAGUGAAUUUGAUUCGGCGUUUGACUCAAACUUUCAAAAUAGCGAAUCGAUUAACGAAACUAUUUUGUCGAAUAUAAGCGAAAGCAAACACUUCACGUCUACCGAAGAAAUGUCUGAAAUGGGAGUUUUGCGAAACAAAUUGCUUGAAUCAGAAUCGAAAAAUUGUUCACUAAAUGAUGAUCUCAUAAAACUUAAGUUUAAAUACGACCAGAAAGUGAGUGAAUUGCAGAACCAAUUGGAAGACGCUUUGGUUCAGUUGAAGCAAAACGAAUGCCAAGUGAACUGUUCUCGAAAAGAGGUCGAACAGUACACCAGACUUCUCGAUGAUAUGAGAACUCAAUUCAACGCUUUGGAGAAGAAAUAUCAUAAAUCAAAGAAAGUUAUUAAGGAUUUGUCGCAUAAAGAGUUGGGAAUCGCCGCCAAACCGGAUGACAGUCUUCUCUUACAACUGAACCAAAAGAGAGAAUACGUUUACAUCACUUUAGUUGAGGCGCUAAAAGAGCGCAUAUUAGUGUUGGAACGACAGCUUCUGGAGUUUCAGAGAUCUGUCGGAAUCAAUACCCAAAUGAUAUCUGAAACCAGUUUACAUCAAAUUAUUUCAGACGUUAUCAUUAAAACUCAAGCCGAAGAACAUGUGAAACAACUAUCAGCGCAACUCUUGAAACAAUUCUCUGAGACUACGUGUGAAGCGAACGCAUCGAGCGUUGGAUUUAAUGAAAAUCUGAAUUUAAGUCAAACAGAAUUACUGGAUAGCAGUGCUGCCAAACAGAAAGCAGGUCUCGCGAGUAAAGGCAGUCUCGCUAAUCGACAGCCGCCUUCUAUGCGCCGCCACUCCAGUACUGGUUCUGUGGAAGUGUCCAGUGAUGGCGAUUCCCCGCGAAGACAAAUCGUCUCUUAUCCCAAAUGUGAGACUGAAAUAGUGGUGAAGAGCGACCCGACCAGUCCUGCUAUCGAUCGACACAUGUAUUCGACGUCAAACCAAUUCUAUUUGCCAAUCGCUGAUAAGAGUGACCCUCAAAAUAAUAGGCGAGUGUCCAACACAUCAAGUCCUUCAAGUUAUAGCAGCACUUCGCCAAAUCCAUCUCAUUGUCCACCCAAUCCAACUCAACGCAUGUCGGCUCCGGUAUCACCCAAUUCAGUGCAUUCCUCUUCAUCGUCGGCAUCACUAAACAGUCCCAUCCAUGCAAUCGAUGACUACGAAAAUAGUCCCAAAAUCUAUCGACGAAACGCUCAUCCAAUCUAUGAGUGGAGUGUUGAGGAGGUGUGUCAGUGGUUGGUCGCACUUAACCUCAACUCUUAUAUUAAUAAAUUUCAAGAAAAUAAGAUUUCGGGGCCUUUUCUCUUGCAUUUAGACAGCACUCAACUUAAGAGUCUGGGCGUCACUAACAGUACGGACCGCUCACUUCUCAAGAAAAAGAUCAAAGAAUUCAAAGCAGAGGUCGAAAGAGAGCGAAAAGCAUUAGAAAAAGAGCAAAAAGCGAGGGAAAGGCUAAUGAAAAAAGAGGAUAAGUUUCGGAAGAAAUAAUUUCAAUGACGUCUGCAUAUCAUUCAGCCGAUUGUAUUUUGUGUUUUUGUGAUGAG
Medioppia subpectinata is the source of this 3770-nucleotide messenger RNA. The record is from the annotation of a GenBank genome assembly. NCBI's taxonomy places the organism in Eukaryota, Metazoa, Arthropoda, Arachnida, Sarcoptiformes, Oppiidae.